Messenger RNA from Triticum aestivum (bread wheat), 972 nucleotides. RefSeq names its product NADH-ubiquinone oxidoreductase chain 1-like. The record is from RefSeq and is a predicted model, not a curated record. The coding region runs from base 113 to 598 and encodes 161 amino acids. Gene Ontology annotation, biological process: aerobic respiration. The transcript has a single exon. Gene Ontology annotation, cellular component: respiratory chain complex I; membrane. Lineage: Eukaryota; Viridiplantae; Streptophyta; Magnoliopsida; Poales; Poaceae. Gene Ontology annotation, molecular function: NADH dehydrogenase activity.
AUGAGUGAAUAGAAAAUCAAAAACGUACAUAGCUGUUCCAGCGGAAAUACUUUGUUUAAUUCUACCACUUCUACUAGGAGUAGCCUUUUUAGUGCUAGCUGAACGUAAAGUAAUGGCUUUUGUGCAACGUCGAAAGGGUCCUGAUGUAGUGGGAUCGUUCGGAUUGUUACAACCUCUAGCAGAUGGUUUGAAAUUGAUUCUAAAAGAACCUAUUUCACCAAGUAGUGCUAAUUUCUCCCUUUUUAGAAUGGCUCCAGUGGCUACAUUUAUGUUAAGUCUGGUCGCUUGGGCCGUUGUACCUUUUGAUUAUGGUAUGGUAUUGUCAGAUCCAAACAUAGGGCUACUUUAUUUGUUUGCCAUAUCUUCGCUAGGUGUUUAUGGAAUAAUUAUAGCAGGUUGGUCUAGUAAGACGGGGGCGGCCGUUCAGUCGCCCAUGAUAUACGGACCAAUUGGUCCAAAAUGGGUUUGUGCCGCAGGUGUUGAACGAUCUACUCUACACAGGUGUGGGCUUACAGGGCUAGGGCUCAUAAACCCUUUCUUUCAUUCAUCAAGGGGUCGGUCACUUUUCCGGGCCGGGAUCGAGAAGUGGAAGUCAUAAAAAAGAGAUGUUUCUCUUCGCACCUCAUAUCAAGAGGAAAGGUAGCUUGUCAAGCUGGUCUCACUUUUGGAAAUUCUAGCUUUCUUUUUUUUUUCACCGGCUCUUCUUCUUUGUCAACGCUACUAAGGACCUGACGGUUCGCCUACUUGAUGGAUGAAAGAACAUGAGAAAGGGUUCUAAAAUAAAAGGCUAGAAAGUCUACUACAGUACAGUCAAAGUCAGCGGCUGAGUUUGCCUAGCCUCGCCUACUCAUUUUUGUAGGCGAGCGAGUUAGCGAAGAGGCUUAGGGAUAAGAGAGUGUCGGUGCGUACGUAGCCUUCAUUCUACUACGCUACACAAAGUCACUUAGCUCGAUGUUAAUUAAGAGAGUAAAG